This is a messenger RNA of Microstroma glucosiphilum, 1280 nucleotides long. RefSeq names its product RNA-binding domain-containing protein. The record is from RefSeq and is a predicted model, not a curated record. Gene Ontology annotation, cellular component: nucleolus; U12-type spliceosomal complex. Gene Ontology annotation, biological process: positive regulation of mRNA splicing, via spliceosome. NCBI's taxonomy places the organism in Eukaryota, Fungi, Basidiomycota, Exobasidiomycetes, Microstromatales, Microstromataceae. The coding region runs from base 49 to 1047 and encodes 332 amino acids. Gene Ontology annotation, molecular function: RNA binding. The transcript has a single exon.
GUCCAUACCAACUCUCGCUCCUUUGGUCGUCGUGCUGCGCCCUCGAUCAUGUCCGGUCCUCCGCAACAGGACCGCAACCAGGACGCCACAUGCUACGUCGGCAACCUGGACGAUCGCUGUACAUCGUCGCUCGUAUGGGAGCUGAUGCUCCAGGCUGGACCACUCGUCAAUGUUCACCUGCCGAAAGACCGCAUCACAUCGGCCCACCAAGGCUUCGCAUUCACGGAAUACCAGACAGAGGCAGAUGCCGAGUACGCUUGCAAGAUCAUGAAUGGUAUCAAGCUCUUUGGAAAGCCCAUUCGCGUGAAUAAGGCCAGCUCCGACAAGAAGCAGAUCGACAUCGGGGCCAAUCUCUUCGUUGGCAACUUGGACGGCAACGUGGACGAAAGGGUCCUGUACGAGACUUUCAGCGCAUUUGGCCACGUCGUUGGUCUCCCCAAGAUCGCAAGAGAUCCUGCAACAAAUGUCUCGAAGAGCUACGGCUUCGUCUCGUAUGACUCCUUCGAGGCGGCAGAUUCAGCAAUCGAAUCACUGAAUGGACAGUUCCUGCUCAAUCGUCCCAUCAAUGUCUCUUUUGCACUCAAGAAGGACGGCAAAGGAGGCGAAAGACAUGGUACGCCAGCCGAGAGACUGCUGGCUGCCCAGGCUCGGAAGAACAAUGCCAUGCCUGCAAGGGUCCCUCUCCCUCCGGGUCUCUUCGCCGGCCCUCCGCCAGGAAUGCCUGCCUUCGGAGCUAUGGCCCCUCCUCCCCCUCCUCCAGGUAUGCCCGCCAUGCCCAUCCGGCCGCAAGACGGCGGCUGGGGCCAAAGAUCUGGUAUGCCGCCUCCUCCACCUCCGCCUUCAGGUUUUACUCCAUAUUCGGGCCCCCCGCCUCCCCCACCGCCGACGAAUGGUAUGAUGAAUGGUGCAGGGAUGCCACCUCAGCCACCGCCUAUGCAAGGACACUACCAGGGUGGACCACCGCCACAGCAGUUCCAGCAACAUCAGCCUUACUACGGAGGACCGCCUCCGCCUCCGCCGCCUGGAGUGCCAGGAGGAUACCACUGAGCCUGUGGGCAAAGUGCGCAUCAUGCCGUGUGUCUUGGGAUAUCGCAUGCCGGAGCUUUCCAGCUUUGUCCAGCCUGGUGCGUCACCCAAUGUAAUUGUAUCUUCAUCAUCGCAGCCCAAUGAUUGUACAGUGGAUUUUGAUCGGUCUGACCAGAUGACUUCAAGGGUAUACUGUACAUUGCUUCAUUCGCCCAUUCACAGCGGCUUGACCCCCAGAAGUCCUCUAAAUCCCU